This is a messenger RNA of Bactrocera neohumeralis, 2883 nucleotides long. Its product is annotated as lamin Dm0. Bases 141 to 1994 code for a protein of 617 amino acids. NCBI's taxonomy places the organism in Eukaryota, Metazoa, Arthropoda, Insecta, Diptera, Tephritidae. The transcript is spliced from 4 exons. The record is from RefSeq and is a predicted model, not a curated record.
AAUUCUGUAUAACCUCCAACAACGAAGUGUAAUUUUGUGACGAUUAAAGUGCGUUUGCUAGUGAACGUUGUUAAUUUUUUAAUAAAACAAAUAAAUUAACUUAUAUUAAAUAUUUGAUUGCAGAUCGAGAAUUGUAAACGAUGGCUACUAAAUCGAAACGCGCCGGAACCGCCACACCCCAACCGCAGCCGGGUGGAACAUCAACCCCGAUAAUUCCUGGUGCUAAUCGCUCUGCCAGCCCAUUAAGUCCUACGCGACAUUCGCGUCUACAAGAAAAGGCAGAGUUGCAGAAUCUUAAUGAUCGUUUGGCCUGCUACAUUGAUCGUGUACGUAAUUUGGAAACUGAAAAUGCCCGCCUCUCAAUUGAGGUGCAAACGACGCGUGAUACUGUCACCCGUGAGGCUACCAAUAUCAAAUCGAUGUAUGAAAACGAAUUGAGUGAUGCGAGACGUUUGCUGGAUGAAACUGCACGCGAAAAAGCAAAAUUGGAAAUCGAUACUAAGCGUCUGUGGGAUGAGAAUGAGGAGCUGAAGGCUAAAUUAGAUAAGAAAACAAAAGAUUGUACUUUCGCUGAAGGAAAUGCCCGCAUGUAUGAGUCACGCGCUGCUGAUUUGAGUAAUAAGUAUAGUGCCGCUAAUGCAGAUCGCAAAAAGGCUGUCGAUGAAUUGAAUGAGGCUGUCAAAGAGCUGGAACGCUUGCGCAAACAAUUGGAGGAGGCUCGCAAACUCUUGGAAGAAGAGACAUUAGCACGCGUCGAUCUAGAAAAUAAUGUACAAAGUCUACGCGAAGAGUUGACAUUCAAAGACCAGAUACACGUGCAGGAAAUGAAUGAAACACGCACCCGUCGCCAGGUGGAAAUUAGUGAAAUUGACGGACGUUUGGUCGAACAAUACGAAGCCAAAUUGCAACAAUCGCUACAAGAAUUGCGUGAACAAUAUGAAGGUCAAAUGCGCGCUAAUCGCGAAGAGAUAGAAUUGCUGUAUGAACAAAAAAUGAAAAAUCUACAAUCGGCAGCCAAUCGCAAUUCCAAUGCAGCUGCAAACGCUAUCGAAGAAUUGCGCACAACACGUACACGCAUAGAUGCGCUAAACUCACGCAUUGGUGAGUUGGAGUCGACCAACGCAGCGCUAACGGCGCGCAUACGCGAGUUGGAGCAAUUGUUGGAUCGCGAACGUGCACGUCACAAUGCGGAUAUAUCGAAUUUGGAGGCAGAAUUACAGCGCUUGCGCGAUGAAAUGGCACAACAAUUGCAGGAGUACCAAGAUUUAAUGGAUAUCAAGGUAUCGCUAGAUUUGGAAAUUGCCGCUUACGAUAAACUGCUGUGUGGCGAAGAGUCACGUCUCAACAUUACACCACAUUCGUCCACUACAUCCGGUUCGUUUAGUCAAAGUUUACGCGGCACCCGUGCUACCCCUAUACGCAAGACACCAUCACGUGGCGCCUCCACAGUGCCGCUGAAAAGAAAACGCACCGUCGUCGAUGAGUCCGAGGACCUUAGUCAAUCUGAAUAUUUUGUAACUGGCAGCGCAAAAGGCGAUAUUGAAAUUGCCGAUGUCGAUGCGGAGGGUAAAUACGUGAAAUUGCACAAUAAAGGUAACAAGGAGGUACAAAUCGGCGGUUGGCAACUGAUACGUACCGCAGGUAGUAAUGAAACCGCUUUCAAGUUUCAUCGUACCGUCAAAGUUGAUGCCGGUGCAGUGAUAACUGUAUGGUCUUCCGAUGCUGGUGCGACACACGAACCGCCAGCAAAUAUUGUGAUGAAAACACAAAAAUGGUUCGUUGGCGACAAUAUGAAGACAUCACUGUUCAAUGGUGAUGGUGAGGAAGUGGCCGGCUCAGAACGCGUAAAACGCACAAUUGUGAAGCACGCAUCACGUCAUCGCUCCUAUGGCAGCCGUUUGGGCGUAUCAACAGUGGAUGGUGUCGGUAAUGAGGAACUAUAUCAUCAGCAAGGUGAUCCGCAGCAGGGAGAUGAAAAGUGUCGUUUAAUGUAAACAUGUAGGUGUGCAGAACAAAUUAACUCCUAAUAUAUAAAAUUACUACAAAAGAUUACUAUAUAAAUAUAUAUUUUUAAUGUUCUUUAACUGGUUGAAAAACAUUUCAAAAGUAAAGGCUUCAAGCGAGCGCAGACCAAGAAUUAAAAAGUAAAAAACAAUAACAACAACAAUCACAACCAUGUCUAACCGAAAAACUCCUGCAGCAGCACACAAGUACAUAGAUACAAUAUGCAAUUAAAUUCGCAUACACACACUUGCAUAUAUACAUGCAGUCACGCGUGUCAUGUGCGCUGACGCUAAAAACUACUCAACUCUGCUUGCCACCAUUCAUAUGUUUGGAAUUUUCAAAUAUAAUUGCCGUUCUUUAAUUUCUCUCAUAACUACAUACAUACAUACAUAUAUUUCUAUUUUUUUUAACAUUAUGCUAUAGUAUCGCCAGCAUCUAGGUCCUAGUUUAAUUGCGCUAAUUGUAACCGUUUUUUUUACACAUACAUACAUAUAUAUUUGAAUUACUUAAAUAUUGUGGCAUUAAUUUUGAACAAUUUGAGCUUGCAAAAAAAUAAAGGCUUGAAAAAAAUCAACAAAAACGUGCACUGUUGUGUUAAGAGAAAGCAAACACAUAUUUAUUCCAUAUCUGUUAUGUGUGGUGUGUGUGCAUUAGCGUUCACUGUAAUUCGAACUGAAUCAUAAAAUCAAUCAAAGAGUACAAGGAAAGCGCACAUGCUUUUCUGCCAUAAUUACUAACAGUAUAAAUUUAUUUAUUUUUUUCUUGCUUUAAAAAUGUACAAAUUUAUGGUUAUAGUUUCUGGAUGUUUGGAACAUUGAGGUACAAAUACAAAAUAGACACACAAAACAAAAAAAGACUCGAAAAUUUCGCAACAAAUAA